GCGCGUAUUUGUUAGAUGAAGGACAAAUACGUGUUGGAAUAAAACUGUUGUUUAUUUUUGAAAGUCUGACAAUAAUAUUUGUGAUUAAAAAUUUUAAUUUUAUUGUGAAAAUUGAUUAUAAUUAAUAAAUAAUGUCUGCAGAAGCUGGUACAAGUAAACCAAAUCUUGAAGAUCGUAUGAAAAAAUUACGUCAAUUACAUGCAUUACGAAAUGAAGCGCGUUCAUUAAAUCACAAAGAAGUUGUAGAAGAAGACAAAAGAAAUAAAUUGCCAUCAAAUUGGGAGGCGCGAAAACGUCAAGCCGAGUGGAUUUUGCAAGAUGAGGAAGCGAGAAAAAAAGCCCAGGAACAAGGAUUGGAUUAUGACAGGCAAAAAAUGUUGAAUGUUGAUGCGAUCGAAGCUGAGCGACUGGACAGGAAGAAGAAGAAGAAAAAUCCUGACCCAGGUUUUGCUGAUUUCGAACAGGCGACUGUUAGACAAUACAACCGACUGGUGAAAUCCAUGAAACCCAACAUGGAAAGCUACGAAAAAGCUAAAGAGAAACUUGGACCCGCGUUCUACGGUGACAGGAACACGAUUCUCCACGGCCUUCAUGAAGAUAAAAAGGAAGCUAUUGACAAAAUGGUUGAGGAUCUGGAGAAACAGAUUGCAAAGAGAGAAAAAUACAGCAGGAGGCGGACUCACAAUGAUGAUGCUGACAUUGAUUACAUCAAUGAAAGAAAUGCUAAAUUUAAUACUAAGCUUGAGAGAUUUUAUGGUGAACAUACUAGAGAAACGAAACUUAAUUUAGAACGUGGUACUGCUAUUUAAUUUGGGAAAUUUUAUUUAAACUGUUGAAAAAGUUAUUUAAAAAAUAAAAUAAAAUUAGAAUCUUCAUUUUUAAUAAAAUUAAUAUUUUUUUUUAUUUAAAUA
Microplitis demolitor is the source of this 911-nucleotide messenger RNA. Its product is annotated as pre-mRNA-splicing factor SYF2. Gene Ontology annotation, cellular component: catalytic step 2 spliceosome; Prp19 complex; post-mRNA release spliceosomal complex. NCBI's taxonomy places the organism in Eukaryota, Metazoa, Arthropoda, Insecta, Hymenoptera, Braconidae. The coding region runs from base 132 to 809 and encodes 225 amino acids. The transcript has 2 exons. The record is from RefSeq and is a predicted model, not a curated record.